Molecule: messenger RNA, 627 nt
Organism: Lipotes vexillifer (Yangtze River dolphin)
Lineage: Eukaryota; Metazoa; Chordata; Mammalia; Artiodactyla; Lipotidae
Gene: HBEGF
Product: heparin binding EGF like growth factor
Exons: 5
Coding region: 1-627 (208 amino acids)
Biological process (GO): epidermal growth factor receptor signaling pathway; positive regulation of cell population proliferation
Cellular component (GO): plasma membrane
Molecular function (GO): growth factor activity; epidermal growth factor receptor binding; heparin binding
Source: RefSeq, a predicted model, not a curated record
AUGAAGCUGCUGCCGUCGGUGGUGCUGAAGCUCCUUUUGGCUGCAGUGCUCUCGGCGUUGGUGACCGGCGACAGCCUGGAGCGGCUUCGAAGAGGGCUGGCGGCUGGAACCAGCAAUCUGGACUCCCCUACUCAAUCUACGGACCAGCUGCUGCCCCCGGGAGGUGGCCGAGGCCGGGAAGUACUGGACUUGGAAGAGACAGACCUGGACCUUUUCAGAGCUGCUUUCUCUUCCAAGCCACAAGCUCUGGCCACACCGAGCAAGGAUGAGCGUGGGAAAAGAAAGAAGAAAGGCAAGGGGUUAGGGAAGAAGAGAGACCCAUGUCUUCGGAAAUACAAGGAUUUCUGCAUCCAUGGAGAAUGCAAAUAUGUGAAGGAGCUCCGGGCUCCCUCCUGCAUCUGCCACCCGGGUUACCAUGGAGAGAGGUGCCAUGGGCUGAGCCUCCCAGUGAAAAAUCGUUUAUAUACCUAUGAUCACACGACCAUCCUUGUUGUGGUGGUCGUGGUGCUGUCAUCCGUCUGUCUGCUGGUCAUCGUGGGGCUUCUCAUGUUUUGGUACCACAGGAGAGGAGGUUAUGACGUGGAAAAUGAAGAGAAAGUGAAAUUGGGCAUGACUACGUCCCACUGA